AUGAAAAAAUACAGUAAUAACUGGUCCUAUGAGGGCAAACGUUAUGGAAGAUCUGGCUGUUCCUCUCAGGAUCCACAAACAAGCUACAGAUACCAAAGGAGCCAUUCUCGUGGGGAGGUAGUGACACCUCCACUGCUGGAGCACAAGGAGCAUGCGGUUUCAAGCUCCCCAAUGGCCAUGGCUGUGGAUUUUAAAACUUAUGUGGAUCAGGCAUGCAGAGCUGCUGAGGAAUUUGUCAAUAUUUACUAUGAGACAAUGGACAAAAGAAGACAUGCAAUUGUCAGGCUGUAUUUGGACAAGGCCACUCUAAUCUGGAACGGAAAUGUUGUUACAGGGCUGGAAGCCCUUACUAAUUUUUUUGAGAUGUUGCCUUCCAGUGAGUUCCAGAUCAAUAUGUUGGACUGCCAACCAGUUCAUGAGCAAGCUACCCAGUCCCAGACUACAGUGCUCGUUGUGACCAGUGGCGCUGUGAAGUUUGAUGGAAACAAGCAGCACUUCUUCAACCAGAACUUCCUGCUGACUGCACACAGCACCUCUCACAGCACUGUGUGGAAGAUCGCAAGUGACUGCUUCCGCUUUCAAGACUGGGCCAGCACCUAA
Molecule: messenger RNA, 600 nt
Organism: Onychomys torridus (southern grasshopper mouse)
Lineage: Eukaryota; Metazoa; Chordata; Mammalia; Rodentia; Cricetidae
Gene: Nxt2
Product: nuclear transport factor 2 like export factor 2
Exons: 5
Coding region: 1-600 (199 amino acids)
Biological process (GO): protein import into nucleus
Cellular component (GO): nuclear pore central transport channel
Source: RefSeq, a predicted model, not a curated record